AUGGAUCAAGAGAGAAAUAUCGAAAAUGAGAGAACAGACGAAUUUAUGCUGCCCGGUUUCAGAUUCCAUCCAACGGACGAGGAGUUAGUAGGGUUUUAUCUGAGGAGGAAAAUUACGCAAAAACCUCUCCCCAUCGAGCUCAUCAAGCAGCUCGAUAUCUACAAAUACGAUCCAUGGGACCUUCCAAGAGCUGGCUUCUGGAAAGCGACCGGUACAGAUCGGCCUAUUUACUCAUCCGAAGGCUCGAAAUGCAUCGGCUUGAAGAAAUCUCUUGUUUUCUACAAGGGUAGGGCUGCAAAGGGGGUUAAGACCGAUUGGAUGAUGCACGAGUUUAGGUUACCCUCAUUUUCCGACCCGAUUAUGACUAAGAAAUACUCGGACAAAAGCAUUCCUCCCAAUGAAGCGUGGGCAAUAUGUAGGAUUUUCAAGAAAGCAAGCUCGAGCUCUCAAAGAGCCAUAUCUCAUUCUUGGGCUUCUUCGCCUGUCUUCAACGUCACAACAUCAUAUGACCACCAAACAAUUAUAAAUCCUUCCCCACAUGUAGUACUCAACAACUUCGAUUCGGUUACGACAAACCUAACAACCUCAAUGCCGAACAAACAAAAUCCGAACCUCCAAUACGGUUCUUCCAACAACAUGAUCGAGCAAAUAUCGUCCGUCAUGAGUUUCCCUCCGCUACAUGAGCUUCCACCCUGCAAACCUGCACUGAUUCCUCCGAUAUUGGAAAAUGAUAUUCACAAACCAAACGGGACCUUACGCGUUCAUGAAAUACCCGAGCAGGGUCGAACUUGUCCUUUCCGAGACGCAUCUUUCUUGUCACGAGACAUGUCGAGUUCUUUCCUCGGUGGAUAUCUGAAGGGUUCGGACAACAAUGGGAAUAUGGAAUUUACAACACAAUUUAAUGAAUUUUCGGCUCAUGCGAACGUGCAAGAAGAUGGGGUUUUAGUCACGGAUCAGAUUAAUGUCACGGGACAUGAAUUAGGUGAUGACGAUGCGUGUGGAAUGAUGAUGACGAUGAUGAUGAGUUCAUCGAUGGAGUAUUCUUGCAAUUUGCCAUCAUUGAGCUUGUCCGAAAAUGGAUUGAAGUCGGGUUUGGUGUGGGAUUAUGCAUCUCCUUGUCCGAGUGACUUGUCGACUAGUUAUUCGGCAAGCAAUUGCUACACUUGA
Messenger RNA from Striga asiatica, 1167 nucleotides. Lineage: Eukaryota; Viridiplantae; Streptophyta; Magnoliopsida; Lamiales; Orobanchaceae. The record is from the annotation of a GenBank genome assembly.